Molecule: messenger RNA, 1965 nt
Organism: Symsagittifera roscoffensis
Lineage: Eukaryota; Metazoa; Xenacoelomorpha; Acoela; Convolutidae
Product: tripartite motif-containing 13-like
Exons: 3
Coding region: 225-1913 (562 amino acids)
Biological process (GO): protein ubiquitination
Cellular component (GO): cytoplasm
Molecular function (GO): zinc ion binding; ubiquitin protein ligase activity
Source: RefSeq, a predicted model, not a curated record
GUAGCACGAAGAGAUUCUGAAAGCUUGCUAAAACUCAUAGAACCAAUAAAACAACAAAUCAAAACUUUGCACGUUUCAAAUGUUAAACAAAGCAAAAAUUAAAUAUUCAAAUCAAACACUCGCGUUUGUUAUUACAAACUGCCCAAAAGCACUUGGCAACAAACGGUUAAAUAAAUUGAGAGAAUGCGUUAGUUUGUUUCAUUGAAACUCGAAUUUAGAAAAAAAUGAGUGAUCCGUUCGAAUGUUGUAUUUGUCUCGAAACUCUGGAGAAUCCAAAAGCUCUGUAUUGCGGACACUCAUAUUGUUCCUCGCCCAAAAAUUGCCUGCGAAAGGUUUUAACUAGUGAUCCGAGAAAAUGUUCGAAAUGCCGGAAACCGAUUUCUGUUAACAUUCGAGGCGAAAACGACUUGUCGAUAAACUACGAUUUGAAAACCGCAAUAGAGUCAUCAAGGCAAGGUACAGAGAACCCAGGAGACAAAAAUCAGCAUAAAAUCUGCGGACUGCACAAAAAACCAUUAAAAAUGUUUUGCAAGAACGACACUUGCUCGACUGCAAUUUGCGAAGACUGCUGGAGCUCAAAUCAUAAUGGUCACUUAGUAAUUCCUUUGCAAAAUGAAAUUAACAAACUGCUGGAAAAUACAAACACCAAAUGGGAGAGUAUUAAACAAUGCCAAAAUGUGCAUCAAAGAUUAGUAGCUGAAUCGAUGAAGUUGCAAGAUAACAUUAUGUCUGCCACAGAUGCGAUGGAUGCAUUGGAAUCUACCAAAAAAAUGCUGCAGAAACCUCAGAAUCUUGAUGACGUGCUAAUUUUCACACAAAACACUUUGAGGGAGUUAGAAGAACAGACAGAACGCAUAAAAAUAGUUGACCGAAGUAUCUCAUCUUUAGCGAGUUCGUGCAAAGAAAUAGCAACGUGUCUUGAGUCAGCUAAACUUACUUUCAGUCAGAACGAAACACCGGAUAGUCCUCGGGCAAGAGAAGGAGCUUCCCGAAACGCAAAAAGUUGGAAACUGCAAGAUAUUCGGAAAGGAACGGCAGUCGAAUUUGAGUUUUGUGGCGACCCGCAGUAUUGUGGAAUAACUCAACGACUGUUUACUCCCACCGUAGACGGUAUUGAGAUUUUCAAGAUCCAAAACGACCGAAUACAAUGGGACAGAAAUUUAAUACGUUCAGAAGAGGCGGAGAAACUGGCUUUGAGUGGAAGUGGAAUCCUUUAUGUCUCUUUCGAAGAUGACAGCACUCAGAAAAGUGUGAGUGUGAUAGAUAAGGGAGAUGGGAGAGUUUUAAGAACUCUUGACACUUCCAAAGCAGAUAGUACGGCAGUCUGGAUUCUACAAACUCAUCAAAACCUGUUCUUGAUAGUAGAAUACGAUUACGAGGUGAGACACAAAUGUGUGCACAUGUACAAUAACGAAGUCUACAAAAGAACACUUCAGUUAGACAUUCCAUUACGAAGCUACCAGACAUCUACAAACUACAUCUCACCAACAAUAUUGUGCGGAGGAAACAAUCUGCUAUUACACAAAGCUGAAAACGAAGUAGCUGCUGUCAACUUGAAUCAAAAUAUAGAAGCUCCAGCGAAAUUUAAGACAAUCCAACUGAAUCAAAUGGAAGAUAUCGAUAGCCUCGUUUGGUUGCCAAGAGACAAUGAAGAAACUGGGAAAGGAUAUCUUUUAGCGUCGGAAUAUUUGUACGAUAGAUUCAAUUCCCGAAUUUAUGAAUUGGAUUUGCAUGCCAUUCCCACUACACUCACACCACUGCAAAUUCCCUUCAUGAACAGUUAUGGUUGCAAAAACGUUGCAUUCUUAUGCACAAUGGGAAAAGGUGCUAUUCUGUGCUAUGAUGCAUGCGGAAAAGACGCAGGAAUAUUGGGACAGGUGAAUAUUUUGAGCUUGGAGAAGAUCAACGAAUAAGUACUUUAAAAACUGCAUCAUAGUUUCUAGACUGCUAACUCUUCAAAUCAAA